This is a messenger RNA of Rotaria sordida, 1695 nucleotides long. NCBI's taxonomy places the organism in Eukaryota, Metazoa, Rotifera, Eurotatoria, Philodinida, Philodinidae. The record is from the annotation of a GenBank genome assembly.
UUUUUUUUUCUUUCAAUAAUUUUAUUGAAUGGAAAUUUUUAUAUUUAUUGUUUAUCUAGAUAUCGUAAUAAUAGUCUUGAAGAAUAUCCUUUACAUUUAGCAUGUCAAAAUGGUCAAAUUGAAGUUGUGGGAAGAUUAUUACAAGAAUUUUCUCCUGUUACACUUGAACAUGAUAUGAACCGAUGGUCACCACUUCAUCAUGCUGCUUGGCAUGGUCAUCAUCGAAUUGUUGAAUUAUUACUUCGUUCAAAACGAUUUUCAGUUAAUGCUGUUGAUAAUUCACAUAUGAGUCCAUUACAUUUAGCAGCUUUAGGUGGUCAAUCUGAAGUUGUACGAAUACUACUUGAUUGUCCUGAUAUUAAUGUGCAUGCAAAAAAUAAAGAUGGAAAAACAGCACUUGAUUUUUGUCAACAAAAUCCAAAUCGUGAUUGGCAAUUAUGUACAGAAUUAAUUGAAAAAUUUCUUCAAAAACCUCUUGAAAAAAUCAAAAUUUGUCUUGCUGAUGGUAGUACUAUUGAACUUGAUCUUGUUUCAGGACCAGCUGAAACUACUGUUCGUCAAUUACAUGCACAAAUGAUGACACGUUUACGUUUACCAGAUGAAGUUUCAAAUGUAUUUGGUAUAUGGAUCUGUUCUAAAAGUGUUCGUAUUCAAUUAAAUCCUGAUCAUAAACCUGUACAAUUUUUAUUAAAUUGGAAACGUUAUGCAAGUGAAUUAACAACUAUACCAAAUGAAUCAUCACUUCGAAAUCCAUCAGUAUCAUCAUCUCCAACAUUAAAUUCGAAUUCUGAAGAAGCACAAUUAUGGUGGUCACGUGAUACAUUACUUAAAAUUGAAUUUGAACAGCGUCUUCGUAUACCACAUGUUAUACAUUUAUUAUUUCUUGAAGCCUAUCAAAAUUAUUUACUUGCUUUUUAUCCAUGUACAGAUGAAGAUGCUAUUGAAUUUGCUGUUUUAAUGAUGGGAAUUAAUGAGAAACAAUUAGAUGAUAAAUUAUGGGAACAUUUUUUUCAUAAUGAUUCUAAUAAUUUAUCUUUAUUAAUACCAGCUGAAAAAUUAAAGCGUGCCGGUGUUGUUUAUUGGCGGCGAACAAUUCUUAAACGUUAUAAAGAAGUUUUUAUGGAUGAUACAACAAUGCAAAAUCGUCCACAAUUAUCACUCUAUUUAAAAAUGCAAUUUCUUAAUUUAGCUCAAAAUUUAACUAGUUAUGGUUCAUCAUUUUUUACUGGUGAACAUGAAUAUCGUGGUCGUCGUACCAGUGUAUUUAUAUGUGUGAAUGAUGUUGGUGUACAUUUAAUAAAUCGUAUAACAAAAUUACAAGAAUAUUCAUUUUCAUAUCAACAAAUGACAUUUACUAUUGAAACAGAAGCACAAUCAACACUCGAAAUAAAUGUUAAAGAUAAUAAAAAUGUUAAUCGUAAAAGAUCAUCAAAUUCAACAAACUCAACACAUAAUAAAAAUUUUAAAAAUUCAAUUUUUUCAUUUUCAUCAUUAUCCAAUAAACAAUCAAAUAAAAUUGAUCGACCAUUAACAUCAUCACCAGCAUCAUUAUCAUCUACGUUAACAAAUUCAUUAAAUAAUAAUAAUGAAUUUCAACAAAGAAGUUAUAAUAGACAUAUAUUAUAUACAAAACAAAAUUUUUUAAUUUAUCAUUUAAUGAGUAAUUUUGCACAAGAACAUGGAUCUUUUAUAUAA